AUGGCGCGAGCGUCACAGUUUUGGCGUGAGCGCAUGGUGGAGAGGGGACCACUAGCCUCAAGAGAGCAUUGGCCUACCAUGAUGAGUCUCUAUCAUGAGUUAGCCCAUGAUGAGCUGGAGGUUCUAGCUACACUAGGGUUGCAUUACGUAGGCAAGUGGUCGAGGAUACGAGCACGUACUGCCAUGAUGACAACAUUGGUGGAGAGGUGGGAUAGUCGGUAUAACACCUUUUGUUUGCCGACUGGAGAGGCCACAGUCACUUUAUUAGAUGUUUGGAGGAUCUUGAAGAUCCCCAUUCGUGGUGUGAUCCCUGAGUAUCAGUUGGACACAGUUGAUUUUUAUCUGUGGAAGGUGUGCAAGUAUGAGACGCCACCUAUGUUAGACAAGAGUAGGAUGCACUUGGGCCGGGCGAUGGGUGUUUGGAAGAUUCCUCGAUUGGUCUUGGUGAUUCGCAAGUUCCUGAGUGGGCGGAUCAUUCCAGAUUUGGGUGGCCAUGGAUUUCCUCUUGGGUGGAGCAGAUGCUUGUAUUUCAUGCUGCAUGAUGGUCAACAAUAUGCAUGGGGGUUAGCGAUGCUAGCCCAGUUGUAUCAUGACAUGCAUCUAGUGGUUUACAGGGAUUAUGCCAGUUUAUCUGCUGGGGUCACACUCUUACACAUCUGGGUGUGGGAGCAUAUUGCAGUGACUCGACCACUGGGGUUCAGGAUAGCAGGCCAUGACAGCCAUUUGUGGAUAGGUACAGGGGACUGCUGCACUACACAGACAACAUCUGUGUGGUUUUGGAGGAGGAUUCUGGAUGAGCUGGUGUAG
This is a messenger RNA of Cryptomeria japonica (Japanese cedar), 807 nucleotides long. Its product is annotated as protein MAIN-LIKE 1-like. The record is from RefSeq and is a predicted model, not a curated record. Gene Ontology annotation, biological process: meristem maintenance; meristem development. The coding region runs from base 1 to 807 and encodes 268 amino acids. The transcript has 2 exons. NCBI's taxonomy places the organism in Eukaryota, Viridiplantae, Streptophyta, Pinopsida, Cupressales, Cupressaceae.